AUGCAUGCGCGGAGGCGCCGGCCCAGCUCAGAGUCAUGGAACGUGCAGAGAGCACCCCCCGCCCCCAGAACGGCUCAGACCUCUCGAAGACGAUUCACUUACCCUCCAACAAAUACCUUGCACCAUGCCAUGACAUGCUGUGCGGUGUUGUGUUCUGCGCCGCUGUGCGACACCAUGCUUUGUGUUGCAAUGCUUCAUGAUGAAAAGCUUCACUGCGCAUUCCACCGUUGGUCAUACACACUGCGCACCUCUCAGAUCCGCGGCGCCUCGCCAUCGCAGUGGAGGAUCUUUCGGUUGCGCCUGAAUUUCCCCGUGGGCGCGGGGAAGGGCACCUCGCUGCCCUUCGAGAAGACGGCCGGCUUCCAGGCGUCGGGGACGUGCGCCUGCAUCACCGGGAGGCUGCGGUAA
Messenger RNA from Prorocentrum cordatum, 408 nucleotides. Lineage: Eukaryota; Dinophyceae; Prorocentrales; Prorocentraceae. The record is from the annotation of a GenBank genome assembly.